Enterobius vermicularis (human pinworm) is the source of this 1500-nucleotide messenger RNA. Lineage: Eukaryota; Metazoa; Nematoda; Chromadorea; Rhabditida; Oxyuridae. The record is from the annotation of a GenBank genome assembly.
UUGACAGCUAUUGUCUCGCAGUCAACAUUCGAAACUUUUGCAGAUGAUAAUUUUGCUGAAUCAGGCAAUAAUGCGGGUUUUGUAACACGAAUUAAUCGAAAUGGCUUAGAUUUAUUAGCAGAAUAUUUGAAAGAGCGAGUAAAAAAGAUUUCUGAAAAUACCGAAAUUCCAGUCAACUUUACAACAACAUUAGAUAAAGAUGUAACACUUGAAUUAAUUUCAUCAAACUUGGUUUCUUAUGAUGCUUCAACAUUACAGUCACGUCUAAUCUUAACACCACAGAAAGGUUUAACCUGGAUUGGCUCACAACUAGCAGCUAAAGUUUCUUCUGUAUUCAAAGUGAAAGAUGGUGAAGCAGAAUUAAUUGGACGAUCAAAUACCAGCGUUGAGGGUGCAGUAAUACAGUUGGAAUUUUCAACUGAUAUCAAUUCCGAUGGUCAUCUAAAGACAGAUAUGUCAUCGUGUAAACUACGGGCACGACAAAUAUCUAUUAACUUUUCUCGAUAUGAUGUCUCAAUUUUGUCUAAUUAUUUUGCACCUGUACUGUGCUCAAAAUUCUACUCAGAACUGAUGCCAUCAGUUUCAAAUCGACUGAUGAAUACACCAAUGAGUGCAAUUCUGUUUGAGCAUUACUUUAUCAACUAUGGCUUUACUGACAAAAUAAACUAUACAGAAAAAUUCAUAGAAACACGACAUCGUGGAAAUACGUUUGCCAUUCUUCGCCAAGGUGCCAAUAGAUUCAAUGAUUUUCGUUUACCGUUUCAUUCAACACCAAUGCAUUUACCAAAUGAGACAUAUGGUAUGAUAGAUUUUUAUGUAUCAAAUUAUACAAUGUCAAGUCUGCUGUACUGGAUGGAUCAGUACCGAAAGUUUGACUACGAAAUCAGCAAAGAUAGUGUUGGAACUGAAAGUUUGGUGGGUUAUUUAAGAACAUCCUGUGGUGUGGAAGAUGUUUGUGCUGGAACACUAUUUCCAGCUUUGGCUAGUCGCUUUCCUGGUGGAAUGGUACAGAUUAAAACGUUCACUAGUAAAAGUCCAACACUUGUUUUUGACGGUGCUAAAGGCGUGGCUGCAAUUGAAAGUUUAGUUGAAGCUUAUGUACAGCAAACAGAUAAAACAACUCGAUUUUUAACUGCAAAAAUGACUGUAGAUGUAUCGUUAACAAAAUUCGCUUUCAAAGACUAUGAAUUGACAACUGUAAUGAAGAUUGAAAAGUUUAAAAUUUUUGACAUUGUCAGCACAGUGGAUGGAAUUGAUGCACAGUCAUUGGAAUUUCUUGUAAGUGCAUUAAACGAGUUGGUAAUCGCUGAUGAUCUGGCAAAAAAACUUAAAGGAGGUAUUAAAUUACCAAUAAUGUUAGAUUUUCCACAAAAAUCUGCUGAUGUAGUGGUUGAAAAAGAUGCAUUACGGAUAUCAGUAAAUUUCUGCUAUGAACAAAACUGUGAUUCAAUAGCCGAAAAUAAGGAUGAUAUCGACUAUUAUGAUGCCGUAAAAAGCUAA